GAACGCCUGACAUAAAUUGGUCUCUUGUACAUUUUUCCAUGGCAUUCGAAAAUGUUAACAGACACUUUGUGUACCUUAGACACGGGUUAUUACGCAGAUACUGUAGAGUGGUGUCCUGCUAAAGGUUUUGAAGACUAUUUAGUGUGCGGUACUUAUCAGCUGCUCGAGAAUAAAGAGAAAAACGAUGGAUCCGCGCUUUGCCCAGAGGAGUAUUCAAGCGUUGGCAACAAGAGGAUCGGCAAUGUACAGCUGUAUCGUCUGAAUGAAUCGCAUACAAGGUGGCCUGUUGUGUUCAUUUUUUUAAUCAGUUAUGUCAAUUUACUUGUUGUGUAUACCCAUAAAUAAAUAUAUAAAUUUUACUUUAUUUCACUCUGUAGGUUGGAAAAACUGCAAACUCAGGAAACAAGUGGUAUUUUAGAUACAAAGUGGUAAGAAGUUUUCACCUGGACUUAAUGGUUUAUAUUUAUUUCAUUAUUUGUUUCACCCAUAUAAUAAUAGUCAGGCUAUAGUUCAACAUUUAAGAAGUCUAGAGUGACAAUUUUAUCCAGAGCAAUUGCAUUUUUUUCUUCUUUUGAGUAUUUCUUACAUUCAUUUCUUGUCACUUAACCCUUUGACCCCUUAAAGUGACUAUCAUCUAAUUUCUCCUUACAAUAUCACCCCUGAAUCACAUAUUGAGGUCAUGAGAAUAAAGGAAAUGAUCACCAUGCAAAGAAGCUUUUGAUUGGUUAACAAAUUCUCCUUGUCAUCGCCUUAGGAAAUGUAAGGAGAACAGUAUGGAGAAUAUGCAUACUGAUGUUGAGGUGUGAAGGAUUAAGGAACUUUUCAAUGUUUUUACCCUUUUAUCCUUUUUUACCCUUUACAGUGGCUAAUUUAUGUUUUCAACCCAGUUGUUAACACUAAAUUAACUUUUCAAUGUUUUCAGGUUAGCAAAGCCAUUAAAUGGUUCUGCUGUACUUGGUGCUGCUACAUCAAAUGGAGAACUGAAGAUCUAUUUCCUCAAAGAAAAGGUAUGUAUGCUUAUACAUUAAAGGGUAUGUACAACAUUGUUAUUUGAACACAAGAUAUCUCCUGGUAUUAUCACUCCCAUAUCUAGGUCAUGCUGUUUUCAUUCAAAAAUGAUCAUAGCCAGGGUGUGAAAUUGCGCCUAAUACAGGUGCCAAUGCGACUAAAUUUUUCACUUUGGUGACCAAAUCCUGAAAAUUAGUUGCCAAAUUGGCAACUAGAAUGUUUCAUCAUAACCUUACCUAGAGAUAUAGCGAAUUAAAAAGAUUUGCAAAGAUAAAUCUGUGGCAAACUUCCUUGUUAAGUUUGUUUCCAAAACGCAGCACAUGCAUCUUGAUCAAUAGUUAGACACCAUCUUGGAUUUAGGUGAGCUUGAACAUUGCAUAUAAUCCAUCCUAGUGUCCACUUUGUAGCAUGUUAAAUAUCUUUUCCCUAACUUAAUUUCUAAAACGAUGACAGUGUAAAAAAAGGUUUUGUUUGUCCUUGAAAAUGGUGACCAAAUUUUUUUGAAUUGGCUGCCACUUUGAAGAAUUUAGGAGCCAAGUAGUCAUGCCCUGAUAGCCUUUCUACCUGUCUACCCCACAAGAUUUUGAACUAGUGUUGAUUACCUUUUUUAAUGAUUUCUUUUAGCUAUUAGUUGAGAGCACCAGUUAUAUUGCAAGUCCAGAUAAAUUAUGUCUUUCAAUGGACUGGUCUUUGGAAGAUGAAAACAGGUCUGACAUAUGAUAAUACUAACUUAUGGGUAAUGUCAAUAUUGGUAUGAAUUAUUGUUAUUUAUUAAUUAAUUUAUUAUUAUCAAUUAUUAUUAUCAUCUAUACUUAAGCUAAAUGGCCCAUCCAACCAGAACUAAGCCCAGUCCCUAUAACAUAACAUGACAUAACAUAGUUUAUUUGGUAAUGCAGGUUGAGUCCAGCAGCCAUAGCUGAUGCGGACCUGCAUUAUAUUUAUUUAUUAAAACAAUUUACAAUGUCUAAAUAAAUAAUACUUUAUUAAUUAAAUAUCUAGAGAUAAGUUUAGAUUCAAUAGUUCUUUAAGAAUAAAAAUAAUUACAUUUAAGUCUGUGGUAUAUUGGAUGUGAUUAAAAUGAAAAUAAUUAUCAAUUCAUAGAGAAGUUAGUGUACUGAGAAUAAACCAGCCUUAGAAUGAGAUAUGUUCAGAUUGAUUACCAAUCUGUUUCCAUCACCUAGGUGUGAACUAAAUUAAGAAAAUAAAGCAGAAGCCACUGGGAUUUUUAAUACUCUUGCCCCCCACCCCCGGAAGGGAUGCUAGUUCAUUACAAGGUUAAUCCCUAGUAUUUUAUCAGGCCUCCUGGACAAUUCACCCAAAACCUAUUUAAACUCCUGUUUGGAGAGAGAACCAUAAAAGUAAAGUGUUUUUCCUAUUAGAACAUAACAUAAUGACCAGCCAGGUCUUGAACCCAGACCUCUCAACGUGGAGUCAAAACCUUUGGGCUACUGCAUGAGACCACUGCAUGACCCACAGUUUAUUUUCUGGGAGACCCAAUUCCAUUUCUCAUCCAAUAUGCACAUAGGACAGAAAAAAAAAAUGAAAUCUUAGAUUACAGUGACAAUGGUUGUUUAAUAUUAUAAAAGUUAUUAUAAACUGGAUAUUCAUAAUCCUUUCAUUCUCCAUCAUCAAUAGUUUAUUGUACCUUGAUACACAACUCAUCAGCAAUGGCCUAACCCUGUAACCCCUAAGAGUGACUAACAUCUAAUUUCUCCUUACAAUAUCACCACUGAAUCACACAUUAUUAUCAUAAGAAUAAGGGAAAUGAUCACCAACUCAAGAAACUCUCAAUUUUUAGACAAAUUGUUCAUGUCAGCACCUCAAUAAAUGUACAGAGAACAGUAUGGAGAAUAUGAAUUCUGAUCUUAGGGUGUAAAGGGUUAAUGAAACAUAAACUAUUGGAUGUUCUAAAAAGAGGAGAAUUGAAAUUCUCCUGCUGUAGUUGUAAGUACCUCUAAAAUGUUUAUCAUCAACCAAUGUCAGCCAAUUGAAUGAACAAUUAUUCUAUUAAUGAUGGCCAGUCUGUCCCCUUUUCUACUGUAGCCACAUUGUUAUGAGUGACUCAGGUGGACAGAUUACGUUAUGCAAAUUUUAUGAAGGUACCUCUGAGCUUUGCCAAGUUUUGCAUUGGUUAGGGCAUCAGUAUGAGGCUUGGAUUACAGCAUUUAAUGCUUGGAAUUCAUCCAUUGUAUAUUCAGGUACCAUAUUUUCAUAUAAAUGAAUUUUUAGUAGAAUUAGAAUUUAAUUGAAUUCCCAUUUACUAUCAGGCUCGAUUUCCACCGCUCUCUUGUGUCCGGUCUUUCCUCCUACCUUAGAAGUGGAGUUUGGGGGGCAGCCCGCAAGCUUAUAUUCCUAAACAGUGGCUGGUAAUCGAGCCUAAUUUACUAUUGGUCCAGAGGAAUCUCACAAAGUCAGAUGGAGGUCCAGUGUUCUAGACUGAUGGAAUGUUUCAUGACAUGUCAACUUUUUUUGAGUGAGGUGAAGUACUGAAGAUACUUCAAUCUGAAAAAGAAUGAGGUAGCUCUCAAAGGCAUCUGUCAUUUUUUGUGAGAUAGAGCAUUUUUCUGCAAUCCUGCUUCUUGUGGAAAAUAAUCAUAUGAUGUCAACUGCCCCUGUGACAUCAGCUAUAAGAUCCUGUGUUGGUUUCAAGUUCCAGUUCAAUAAAAUACAAUGCAAAACAAUACACUUUAUUUUGAGAGGGUAGCCCUUGACAGUAAUAAAAGUGAUUACCUUGUGGCCUUCAAUAAAAUGGAUUAAAAAAGGUAGCCCUCGACAGCAAUAAAAGUGAUGGCCUUGUGGCCCUCAAUAAAAUGAAUUAAAAAUAGAGAUUCUAAACUCUCUAAUAUGGGUUAAAGUGAUUAAUUUUGAAUUGUGUACUGGCCCUGCUAAUUAAGGAGGCGAUGAUUGCCUACUCAGAGGAUGGGACACAAGAACAGGCUGCCAUAAACCUACAUUUACAAGUAAAAGGUGAUUUCCAAUAUGAUCACUAUUCUGUAUUUUAAUCAAAGUUGCAGUUAAAAAGUUCAUCGGCUCAGUGUUUUGUUCUCUUCAUUGAGUUGUCCAGCUCUGAUAUCUGGCCAGGAUAACGAUUUACAUGAUGGUCUGUCCAUAGUUUUUUUUUUUUUGUAUUAUUACAACUAUUACUUUUUCAAUUCACUGAAUGAUAGUAUUAACCCUUUAACUCCCAUGAGUGACCAAGACAGAAUUUCUCCUUACAAGAUCAAUACAAUAUCAACCAGAUGAGUAAUGAGAAUAAAGAAAAAUAUCAAUUUGUGAAUACUUAGUUGAUCUAGUACUAAAUUCUCCGAACUAACAUUGUAAGAAUUGUAUGGUUGACAGUAAGGAGAAUCACAAAUUUGAUCUGGGAGUUAAAAGGUUAGAUGUAAGGUCAAGUGAAGAGGCACAAAGCAAGUAAAGCAAAGCAAGCAUGUGAGAUGUGUAAAAUACAUUUUGCUUCAGGGAAGCAAAAUUUUUGCUGUGAUGUGAAUUACCUUUCUUCAUUAAUAGGAUAUACUCGGUAAAUGGUCACUUUGAACUUGCUGGGCUUUUGAAAUUACCUGUGUGGCCUCUUUAUCAGUGAUUCAAUGAGUUUUUUAAUUUGUCUUCUCCAGGCAUGAGAUGGGUGUCAGCAGCAUUCAGUGCAAUCAUGUAUAUGAACACAUCAUUGCAACUGGCAGGUAAGAAUCAAACAUCAAAUGGUCUAAGUUUGGUCUCUAUUCAUUACUUCACUCCCAAAGUCGAGAUGUCCAUGCUCUACACAGUCUGCUGUAUUCCUUUUAAUUAUAGCUCUGAGAAUUUCAUGUUAAGUUAAAAGUACAAUGUAUCCCUAAGUGAUAAUUCUCAGUAGGUGGUUCUUUCCAUCCACAACCAUGUGAUGGUGAUUUUUGAGUUUCAUUUGUAGGAAGCUUCCUCUGAAGUAGUUGUGAGUCGCCAGCAUAAUGAUUGUUUAACUUUGACUGUAUAAAAUACUUUCUUCGUAACGAGUAGUUAAUAAUGAUGAGUCACACCCAUAUGUGAUAAACUCUGAGUGUUGUUUCACAACAUUUCUUUCACUCUUAGAAAAAAGGCUUCACAUUGAUUUCAAAAUAAUAAUUUACAAACUCUCAACUUGUGCAAUCAAUUGAUGUGGACUUCUGUCCUGGUUUGUUAUCAAACUAACAGCUAUGAUGAGAAGAUUCAUGUUUGGGAUGAUAGAAACAUGACACGCCCAUUAUGCACAUCACAUCCUGGUGGAGGAGUGUGGAGGAUAAAGUGGCAUCCUUACCAUGGAAACACAAUGUUAACAGCAUGCAUGUAUGAGGGCUUUCAUAUUCUUCAGUUCAACAACAACACAGGUAUGAUUAUGCAAGGUUUCAAUAACUUUUCCAUAAUGCCACUGACAAUGGUGCAAUAGGGGAUGUGCCUGGAAAAGGGGCUUCAAGGCUCCUUCCCUUCUUAGGAGGUUUGGGGGUAAGCUUCUCCAGAAAAAGAUUUGAAAUCUAGCAAUAUGUAACUCACUUGUGUGAAAGCCUACGCAAAACCCAAAGAAGAGAGGCUACUUGCAGACCAAACACACAGUGGUAAUACUGGUCUUAUGGGCUUGAGAUCAUAUUCUCAUGUCUAAUCUACAAGGAAAAGUAUGGCAGUAAGUAGGGAGAAUUGUGAAGUGGAGCUUGGGAGUUAAAGGGUUAAGACCACCAGUAACUGGCUUUUAUUGAAACCUCUGCUAAUGGAUGUUGUUUGUGGAGCCGAAUGGUUCUUUUAGGUCUGUUGGUUUGUUAUCUGGUUUAACGGAUACUUGGUGAGAAUGGCAGGAUUUUUCACAUACCUGAAACAGAACAAUCCAUUUUUUGGAACUGUAGAGAUUUAACUAAGUCUAUGCUUUAUUUAAGCAGAGCACUGGAAUGGCAAUCAAGCUUGAAGAUAUCGUGGCAAUAGGAUUUGUCAGAUCUCUUACUAAAUUGAAAACAUAAUGUGGGACUUCACAGAGUAAAGUUUUUUGAAAAAAAAAAAAUGUGUUAAUAUCAACUUAUCAGGCUUUCUUUUCCUUUUUCUAACUACCAGGACAUCAAAGCUUGGAAAAAGUGGUUUCUUAUAAGGAACAAGCAAGUUUGGCUUAUGGUGCUGAUUGGUACAGGAAACAUAUCCAGCUUUCUAGAUUCAGUGCACAAGAUUGUGAACAAAUGGACAGAAAUGAUGAACACAAAGGGACUGACCUAUUACAUGAAAGCAUUUCUGAUACUCAAACUGACAUAGUUGCAACUUGUUCAUUCUAUGACCAUGCCUUAAAUUUGUGGACAGUGAAUAAUGCAGUCUCAAGAUAGCCCUGGAAAUGAAACACAGCAAUGUGUUGAGUUCAAUCUUCCAUCCUUCAGAGAAGGAACAGUGUGGAUUUCUGUCUUCUUCAUCCCUGAUGUCUGACCAGAAGAGGAAACACCAAAGAAUUAUUCCAAUAAAAACUUUUAUUUCAAGUCCACUGCACCAUCAUAGUAAUACUAGCUAAAGAAUUCUGAUGAUAGAACAUAUAUCUAUACAUUCAUAAUUCAGAAAAUUCCCUUAUAACAUUUUAAUUAUCAUCA
Messenger RNA from Pocillopora meandrina, 6566 nucleotides. The record is from the annotation of a GenBank genome assembly. Lineage: Eukaryota; Metazoa; Cnidaria; Anthozoa; Scleractinia; Pocilloporidae.